Molecule: messenger RNA, 570 nt
Organism: Arachis stenosperma
Lineage: Eukaryota; Viridiplantae; Streptophyta; Magnoliopsida; Fabales; Fabaceae
Product: serine/threonine-protein phosphatase 7 long form homolog
Exons: 1
Coding region: 1-570 (189 amino acids)
Biological process (GO): meristem maintenance; meristem development
Source: RefSeq, a predicted model, not a curated record
AUGAGAGAUGCUGGUUUCGGAGACGCUGCCCCACUAAGAGACUUCUUGUUCGACAACACGAUGAUCACAACAUUCGUAGAGCGCUGGCGACCGGAGACUCACACAUUUCACAUGCCAUGGGGUGAGUGUACGAUCACGCUGCAGGACGUUGCCUACCAUCUCGGAUUGCGCACAGAUGGUGAUCCCGUUGGUGGUUGCUUUCGAGACUUCCAGGCCCACUACCACACUAGGGCUUGGGAGAUGGUCGAGCGUUUACUCGGAGCCAAGCUACUUGUAGUUGUCCAGCAGGGAGCUCAGAGGAGAGAGGAUUUCUCGCUGAAGGUGACAUGGCUGCGCGAUCGGCUACGACAGAUGCCGCCGAAUACAUCCGAUCUGGAUACCUUGCGACAGUACGCGAGGUGCUACAUCAUGCUGAUGAUCAGGGGCUACUUAGGGACUGAUAAAUCGAACAACACCGUUCAUCUCAGGUGGCUGCCGCUGCUAGAUGAUUUUGAGAGGUGUCACAGGUUGUCAUGGGGUUCGUCUCAGAUUCCUCACCGUCAAUGUCCAUCUUAUAAACCGGGCGGAUAA